This is a messenger RNA of Limulus polyphemus (Atlantic horseshoe crab), 1903 nucleotides long. RefSeq names its product glutamate receptor ionotropic, NMDA 2B-like. Gene Ontology annotation, molecular function: transmitter-gated monoatomic ion channel activity involved in regulation of postsynaptic membrane potential; NMDA glutamate receptor activity. Gene Ontology annotation, cellular component: plasma membrane; postsynaptic membrane. Bases 1 to 774 code for a protein of 257 amino acids. The transcript is spliced from 5 exons. The record is from RefSeq and is a predicted model, not a curated record. Gene Ontology annotation, biological process: modulation of chemical synaptic transmission; synaptic transmission, glutamatergic. NCBI's taxonomy places the organism in Eukaryota, Metazoa, Arthropoda, Merostomata, Xiphosura, Limulidae.
AUGGAUUUUCUAGACUAUUUAUGCAACAAUUUCCAUGGCUUUGUUUGGGAAUUGGACGCUUUUAUUUACGACGCCACGGUGUUGGAGUACUUGGCAGGGCAGGAUAACGAGUGCCGCUUACUUACUGUUGGCUCCUGGUUCUCCAUGACUGGCUAUGGCUUUGCCUUCCCGAAGAAGUCCAAGUAUCUUCACAUGUUUAACAAGUACAUGAUUCAGUACAGAGAAAAUGGGGACCUGGAUCGCCUCCAGAGAUUCUGGCUACAAGGUGUUUGUAAGCCCAGCAAGAACAAACGUAACACCAGCAACCCGCUAGAUACCAACCAGUUUAUGAGUGCCUUCUUACUGCUUGGGUGUGGAGUCAUCUUCACGUUGGUCUUGUUAGGCUUAGAGCACAUCUACUUCAAGUAUAUGCGUCAGCAUUUAGCUAAGAAAGACACUGGUGGCUGUUUGGCUCUAGUCAGCUUGAGUAUGGGGAAAUCGUUAACUUUUAGAGGGGCAGUGUACGAAGCUCAAGACAUGCUGAAACGUCAUCGAUGUAAGGAUCCCAUCUGUGACACCCAGCUAUGGAAAGCUCGACAUGAGCUAGAUAUGGUUCGGAUCGAGUUGAAACAACUCCAGAAGGAACUGCAUCUCAGGACAAGUCCCGUGAAUUCUUUAAAACCACGAGAUAUCACGAGAGAUCACAGGAGCAUCAGCGAAUUCAAGCCCUCGCAGACGAAACUUUAUUAUAGGCCUUUGCGAAGAGAGAUUGCCGAAUACGAAACAGUAAUUUAGAAUUUCAUUGGUUUUCGUGAGAUCACAAUUUGAUAUAAAAAAGGUGUUAUUAAACGUGUGUUUAAUUUCUUCUUUGAAUUUGUGAAAGAUAAAGUUUCUGUAGACUUGUAUUAAAGAUUUGUGAUACGUAGUAGUGGAAGCCAUAGGAAGUGAUCACAGUAGUCACGAGCCAAGGUGAAAACAAGGGCCCUUCAAUGGAUUAUGGCCAACUUUCGUUCCUUCCUAAAAGUAAAAAAAAAAAAAAACAACUAAAUUUUGUAUUUUGGGAAGAAUUGGUAUAGUCCUAUCGCAUUUCAAAUACUCUUUCUUUUUUGAUGAAUUAUGUUUCGUGACUGUAACCUGUUUGCUCAAAUGUAGAAAAAUGUUAUUUUUUUGCGAAGAGUGUAGUCAAGGUAUUAAUAAUGUUUUGAAAAUGUAGAAAUUAAAUAACUUAACUUUUGUGUAUAAAGAUCUGAUGCACGUUCAAGCGUCACUUUAAAAAUUAGCGAAUCACAGAAGACUUUCUUAAAACUACAGAUCUAUUUGGUUUCGGGGGACUUAGUAGGGUAAAAAUAUGUAUAGCAUUCUAACUAUGAAAAUUGGUCUGAUGUCGAAAGGUUAAAGCAGCUCAUUUCUUUACCAACCCCUCCCCUCCUACCAAACCAAUAAUAAAGUGGUCUGCACAUAAAGUUGCCUAGCAACAGUAUCUUUUGUUAUAUUAUUGUUGGAGACAAUAGGUCUUGUUGACAGAUAAUUGUUUUCAUUCAGGUUCCUUCUCGUCACCUUUCCUUUCGUCAUUUAAUAUUCAUUAUCCAUAUUGAAUUAGUCUUUGUGACACUCCAAACUGUAUAUAUAGUAAAAUGGGUGAAAUAUAUAUGGGGUAGUAUUGUGACUUACAGUAGUGUGUUGUGAUUGACUUGUGCUUGUUUAAUCAUGACUUAAGUUCAUUAUUAAAAUAUUAUAAACGUAUUUACAUGGAGAGUUGUAACUCUCUUCUUUUAUGUCAGUUUUACUCUGUGUGUGUGUGUGUGUGUGUUUUUUAAUACGGUGGUUCAAAUUUGGCGCGUGUAAUCUGCUAGAUAUGAGUAAUAGACUUCACGGCAAUCGGAAUUGACUUUUUUUCCGAUAUUUUGUGAAUAGCACAGUUCAG